GUACUAUAUCUCUUCCUUUGGAGAUGAAGCGUGGAAGAGGAGAUACAGAUCUCUCGAACGUUUCCUUCGGCAAGACCGACAUAAACACAUCGAACUUUCGAAGAAGACCAUCUUAGAACAAGUCUGUACCUCUUUUAUUAUUUUUUAUUCAAUUGUAAAGAAAGAGAUUUUCGAUUAGAAGCCGAUCUCUAUAUUACGAUGUCGAGAGUGAAACGAGUUAGUGUUAGAGAAACUAAGAGAUAGAAAAUCUUUUGAAAAAAAAAGAAAAGAGAAAGAAAGGAAUCAAAAAUAAAGAACUAAGGAAUAGAGAAAGAAAGAGAAAGAGAGUGUGUGUAUAUGUGUGUGAGAAAGAAAAAGAAAGAGAAACGAUUUGGAAGAAAGUGCAGAGGGGGGCGAGGAUCAAUGAACUGUGAUGAUUAUUCUUAUGUGAUGAUCGAACUUUCUGAAAAGAGUGAGAGAAUUUGAAGACUGAAGAUUUCACGUAUCCGAAGCUUUUUUUUACAUUUCUUUACGCUAUUUCUUAAAUAUCGUAUAAAUAAAAAAUCAUUUAAGAAGAAGACCCACAAAAAAGACGACGAAGAGAUCGAAGUAUGCGCACUUAUACAUGGAAUUAAUCGUAAAAAAAGAAAAGAAAAAAAAAGAGAGAAUAGAGAGAGAAUAGAACGGGAAUGUUGAAAGUUAGGGAAACCAUAGAACGAACGUGAUCAGUAUCAAGGCAAACGAGAGUGUGCUGGACACGAGUCUCUUCGAUGUGUAUAUAUAUAUCUCUUUUAUUCGAGAGAUAAAAACAAAAGGAGAAGAAAUAUUCAUGAAGUUGUGCACGCGUGUGUGUUGUGUGCUCGGUUCGCGAAUCGAGAAAAAACAGGAUCAAUUAGCAACGUGCAGAAGAAUAAGAAUAAACUUGAAUCGGAAUAGUGUCCUUGAAAAGUAUUUCAUUUCUUCGUGCGUACGUUCAAGAAUAUAUUUUUCUCGUAAAAUUCAUCGAGAUCAUAACGACGAAAAUAUUUUUGUGUGAAUCUCUUGUAGAAAUCUUAUUGAAGAAUAAGUCGAUUUCGAUAAACGCAAAAAAAAAAAAUGCGCGGGAAUUUGGAAUUUUUUCCAAGAAGUGCCAUCUCAUCCGAUUAGUGAUAUUAUUUUUGUCUUUAUUUUUUUUCUUUUUUGACGAGAAAAAAUUUGUUAAAAGAAAAAAGAUUAAGAAAGAUAGAAAAUACACAGUAAAUGGAAUAUAUUUUGUAAUAAUGACAAGAUCGUGUGGGUGAGAGAUAUUGUGUAUGUGUGCGUGUGUGUGGAGAAAGAAUUAAUUAGAUUGUGGGUAUUAGAGGUUAAUCAUGUUUCUUGAAUCAUUCGUAAGAACGUCUUAACAUCGUCAUCAUCAUUAUUAUCGUCUUCGUGUCGUUGUCGUUGUUACAUCGAUCCAAGUUCCACGAGUUAUACAUACAGAUAUAAACGAAGAUGGAUAGAAACGAAAGUGGUGUUGGUAUUGGAAGUAGCACUAAUGGAAAUUGUCACGUUGGAAAUUCAGGAUCACCAUUGAAUUCUUCCUCUUCGAGUCAUCCGCCCCUUCAUACUUCUUCGUCGGGAUUGGAUAGUCAGACCGGAGAUAGAGGAUGGGAGAUUCAUCAAGUCACCGUUACCAGAGUCCCAGGAUAUGGUUUUGGAAUCGCUGUAUCUGGUGGUCGUGAUAAUCCACAUUUUACCAAUGGUGACCCAGCUAUUGCAAUCUCCGACGUUUUGAAGGCCGGACCUGCGGAAGGAAAGUUGCAGGUAAACGAUCGCAUCAUUUCCGCAAACGGAGUAUCGUUAGAAGGUGCCGAUUAUGGAGCAGCUGUCCGAGUUCUUCGAGACUCUGGAUCGACCGUUUUAUUGGUCGUUAAACGGAGAGCUUCGUCGAACUCAUCAACUUGCCCAGGCAAUUCUGCUCCACAAACUCAUCGACUUACGCUCACGCGAAAUAAUAAAAAAGAUGAUUUUGGAAUUGUAUUGGGUUGUCGAUUAUACGUGAAGGAGGUGACUCGAGAAAAUAUUGGUGUUAAGCCUGGCGAUGUCCUAACGCGAAUAAGUGGUAUUGCCGCUGAUAAUAUGAGCCUAAAGGAAGCAAGAAAGCUAAUGGAUCAAUGUAAGGAUCGAUUGUCCAUUGUAAUUACCAGAGAUUCUUCGUGUUGUCAAGUUCAACAACAAGUUAAGACUGAUAGCGGCGAGUAUUUAUCCGGUGCGAGUUAUAGCAGUCAAAACUUGUAUGUUCCACCACCAACGAGACAACCAUUGGAAGAUAAAAGUAAUUUGGUUCCAAGAGGACGUUCAAGAGGUCCUUUAAUGGAUGUUUCUUUGAGUCAAUUGGAUUUACCAGCGACACCAACGGUAGAUCCACCUAGGCCACCUCCGCCAAGACCCGAAGAUUAUUAUAGUUCGCGAAGACAGAUGUAUGACGAGGAUUCUAUUACACAGCGAACGAAACAGCCAAUGCCGGAUCCUCGAUUCAUUACUUUCCAAAAAGAAGGUUCGGUAGGGGUCCGAUUGUGUGGAGGAAAUGAAACUGGCGUUUUUGUAACGGCGGUUCAAGCUGGAAGUCCGGCUUCUCUUCAAGGUCUUCAACCAGGUGAUAAAAUUUUAAAGGUAAAUGACAUGGAUAUGAAAGGUGUAACCAGAGAGGAAGCGGUACUAUUUCUUCUUAGUCUUCAAGAGCAAAUCGAUCUGAUCGUACAGCAUCGACGUCAGGAAUACGAUCAAAUAGUUGCGUCUGGUAGAGGUGAUUCGUUUCACAUCAAGACACAUUUUCAUUACGAACAACCUGAAAAGGGAGAGAUGAGCUUUCGCAGUGGCGAUGUCUUUCAUGUAGUAGACACUCUUCAUAAUGGAGUCGUAGGUUCUUGGCAGGUAUUCCGAAUUGGAAGAAACAACCAAGAAGUACAGAAAGGUAUUAUUCCAAACAAAGCACGCGCCGAAGAACUUGCUACUGCACAAUUCAAUGCCACGAAGAAGGAACUAAGUGCUAGCGAGAGUAGAGGUAGCUUCUUUAGGAGAAGAAGAAGUAGUCAUAGACGUUCAAAAUCUCUGGGAAGGGAUCAUUGGGACGAUGUGGUAUUCUCCGAUAGUGUCAGUAAAUUUCCAGCUUAUGAACGAGUCAUUCUUCGACAUCCUGGGUUUGUUAGACCGGUUGUACUUUUUGGUCCUGUCGCAGAUCUUGGUAGGGAAAAAUUACUUAAGGAUUUUCCCGACAAAUUUACUUCCCCACAAAUGGAAAGUCAAAUGGAAGAGAGCGGUAAUAAAAAUACAAAAUCAUCGGGUAUAAUUCGUUUGAGUGCCAUCAGAGAAGUAAUGGACAGAGGAAAACAUGCUCUAUUGGAUAUUACUCCGAAUGCUGUAGAUCGGUUAAAUUAUGCCCAGUUUUAUCCUAUUGUGAUAUUUUUAAAAGCUGAAACAAAACAAGUUAUUAAAGAAAUGAGAGCAGGUAUUCCCAAAUCAGCGCACAAAAGUAGCAAAAAGCUUUUAGAACAAUGUCAGAAGUUGGAUAAAAUUUGGGGACAUAUAUUUAGCGCUGUUAUCACACUUACGACUCCCGAAGCUUGGUAUCGAAAACUUAGAGAAUUGAUAGAUCGUCAGCAACAGGGAUCGUUAUGGAUGAGCCAAACAAAGCCGGAAGAAGCCCUCUCGGAUGACUUCCUAUUCCCGAUGACUUCUCGCCUCUCCUACGCUUCCUCUCCGGAGAGUGAUCUGGAAUUAAGCCCUGCACCUGCGCUUCCUGGGACAUUGGGUCCACCUAUACGCUUGAAGAGUAGUUCAGAUCCAAGUAUUGCUACGCAAGAUGAUACAACCGCACCUCCUCCAUAUUCUACAAAUUAUCAACAAUCUUUUGAACAACAUAAAAGAAGAUCACAAGGAGGUGCUGGAGAUAGCAAAUAUGGUUUCUCUUUAUCAGGACAAACAAGUAAUCAAUCUGGUUCUCCUGAAUAUCUUGGUACUUCAUUUGAACCUAGAUCUCCACAUCAUAGUCCUCCGGAUCUACCACCCCGGAUCGAUCGAAAUAUUAAACCAACAAAUCAAACGACACGAGGGACGGUGCGUUCGACGCAAGAAAGGCUCAUUAACAAAACUGAUUCUGUCUUGGACGUUGGAAACUAUAUAAAUGCAUCGCCUCAUAAAGUAAAUGCUACGUCAUCUCUUGAAAGGACACAAACAAAAACAGGAAGUUAUGAUAGUAUGUCUUCAUAUGACUCAUAUAAUAAUAAUACUAAUGGGAAUUCAAGUUAUGCUGGUGUGAAUCUUAACACAUCGACGAAUCGUUUAGGCCCCAAUGUACCUGAUGAUUUAAAAAGUAGUGGCAUGUCAGCUAGAGCUCAUGAUCCAUAUAGAUUUACAAGAUCUACAGCUCAACCUGUAGCUACACAAGAACCUCAAGCUACUAGAACAGAUUAUGCUAAAUAUAGCAGGACCACAGACUAUAAACCAAUAUCAAUUCCACAAAAUAAGCCAGGAGGAUCAUACAAACCUAUACCACCGCCAAAGCCCAAGAAUUACAGGCCACCGCAAACAACUUUAGUAGGAGAUGAAAAUAGUGGAAAUAAUGGCAAUAAUGGAAAUAAUGGAAACAAUGGAAACAAUGGAAACAAUGCUUAUCAGCACACGAAAAGUUAUUCUAUUGCCACUUCACACGUGCAUAAUGGAGUAGAAAAUAAUAGCAACGUUAGACGCAACAACAGUCAGUAUUAUUAUAAUAUUCCACCUCCCACUCGUCAUAACGAAAAUAACCCAGUAAAUUCGCAUCAUAAUCACAGCCACAUAACUCCUCCAAUACAUAGUCAUAGCCUGAGUCAUACUCAUCCUCACUCUAGUCCUCCUGUGACUUCUCAUUCUCAUUCAAAUAGUGCUGGUCAAAUCAAUCUUAAUUCCACGCAUAAUCGGAACAACAUCAAUCAUAAUGGUUUCAAUCAUAAUAACAGUCAUGGAAGUGGAAGUCAAACUUAUGCUUCUGGAAAUUCUACUCACAAUAGAGAACCUAAUGGUUUAGAUUUAGCUGGAAGCAGGGAACAAAGAGGUAGUGCUUUUGAACUUUAUCGGAAACCGGUACAUCAUUAUAAUAUUAGGUAAACUACAGUAUAGAUUUUUAAUAUCUACUGUAAUUCACUGAAAUUCUAAUUUUUGUUCCGAUAAAAUAGAUAAAAAUAAAUUGUACCGCUAUAAAUAAUAAUAAUUACAAGAAUCACACAAUGAUAUAAAUGUAGAAAACCAUCUGCCUUAAAACUACCUCUGUAUAAAGAUUGGCGAAAAAAAUAGUUAGCUAUGUAUUUUAUAUACACUUGGUUUACAUAAUAUGUAAUAAAGUAUAGAUUAAAGUAUGAUGCGAUAGUGUCUGCUUUGAUAGAUAAUUGAAAAUCGAUUUGUAUUUUAUUAUAAUGUACGGAAUAAUGGAAUAUUUCAAAUGAUAAUGUCUAUCACAUUGAUUGUUAUUGCAUUUAAAUGAUAAACUAAUUAUAUAUGAAAAACUAUGACAUGUGAUAUAAUUAAAAUAACAUCGAGAGACAGAUAAUCAUUAUACUCUAUGUAUACAAGUUUUAUAUGUUUAUUUAUUUUGAAUCUAAAAUUCAAGAUGGAAAAUCAUAUAUAUUCUUCCAAAGAGAAAUCAAUUUUUCUUAUGAUAAAAUAUACAAACUGAAAUAAUGAAAUAAUUAUCUCUUAUAUAGAUCAUCAUUUUUAUAAUAUGUUGAAUGAUCGCAUAAAUAUAUAUUGUUGUAUUCAAAAAUUAUAGAUAAAUAAAACCAUUAAAAUUUAUAAGAUUAGAGAAAAAAAUAAACCAAAAAUUAAUUAUUCUCCGACAAGUAUUAAAAUGAUUUAUUCUGUUUAGAUGUUUAAAUUGAUAAAAAACAAUUGUAUUACAUAGUGUCGAUAAUAACUGACCACUAAUAUCAGCUGAUAAUUGCUGACAUUGUAUUGUUUCUUUUAUAUUUGAAAGAGAAUUGAUUAAAUCAGAAAUAACGAAUUCGAUACAUCCCCUGACUGUUCCCAUCUAUUUAGUAGUUUUCUUAUAGAAAUGUACUAUUUCUGCAACAAUAACUUCUUUCUCCUUUCGUAAAUAAAUUCUAUUUUAAUAUUUAUCAUUUAUUGUAUUGAGUUUCUUACAUUCA
Molecule: messenger RNA, 6119 nt
Organism: Vespula vulgaris
Lineage: Eukaryota; Metazoa; Arthropoda; Insecta; Hymenoptera; Vespidae
Gene: pyd
Product: tight junction protein ZO-2
Exons: 16
Coding region: 1453-5085 (1210 amino acids)
Biological process (GO): cell-cell adhesion; protein localization to cell-cell junction; cell-cell junction organization
Cellular component (GO): bicellular tight junction; plasma membrane
Molecular function (GO): cell adhesion molecule binding
Source: RefSeq, a predicted model, not a curated record